GGAUCAUAAUAUAGCUACUUAUUAUUUUAAUCAUUAUCUAGCAAGGCUCCGAGUUUGCUACUGAAACUAGGUAGUUUGCGAAGUCGGCCAGAAAGCUAUGUCUCCAGCGUAGACUAGAUUGUACCACGACUGCUUGCUUUAUUGGUAGAAGCAGCCGCUAUGGAAUCAUCUACCACACGAGAUAUGAUGCUUCUAUGCCCUCCAGAUGAAGCAGCUAGAAAGAACUUACACGCCCAGGAUGAAUCGGAGGCCAAUACUGACAUUUGCCUCCUCAAAAGCUCAACUCCAAACUUGCUCCAACGUGUCGGCGCAUUAUCCACCAGGUCUGACAGUCCAAGUACAGUCGAAAGUGUUUGUUGGGACCAAUCCUCAGCUGUGUACUCAGAAGCGAGCCCGGCUUCUUUCAAGGAUGACCUUUUCAUAGAGACAGAGUUGAACGUAACGGAACGAUGUGGGAGGUCAUCCGAUAGUGACGACGGGAUUCGCAACCCACCUCAGAUUCCAGAUAUACAUGACUUUCACAAUGUCACACCCUCGACGAGAAAUGCAGACGAAAAGCGUAUAUUAUCCAACAAUAAUAACAAUGAUAAUACAUCUCAAAACCGACUUCGUGAGACUGGUCAAAGUAGGCACGAAGAGACCAGUAGUGAAUUCGAAGACGACGAUUUCGAUUCCGACGACGAAGAAGACAACGACGACUGGGCCGGGGAGCCAGACAAGAUCGAGACUGCGGUGCUCAUGAAUGUUCCUGAUCUGGAAUUCGCAGCAUCGCUUAUUAUGGAUUUACAUAAAGAUCGGGUCCACAGUGAAGCGCGAAGAAUUGGAGGUUGGCAAAAAGGUGUUGUUACCUACCAAAACUCGCCAGGUGCAGGCGAGAGCUCACGGCAGUCCUUUGUGAACCCUAACGCAGGUCAGAGGUCGUCUAAGUCCCAUAAAAAGCAGCGACUUUCAAGAUCAAGGGGCGGAAGCUCCGACGAUGGAGAUGGGGAAAGGGAUGAUGGUGAGGGGAGCGGCUCUCCUGAAAACCACGACGAUGGCUCAAUUUCAGGCGAGCAGAGGGGCCGAUACGCUUGUCCUUUCAAUAAGUCGGCUCCCACCAUAUUCUGCAGCAACCCUAUCACUGGAGACCAAUUUCGCGUGUGCGAAUCAGGAUAUAAGACAAUCCAGCGUUUGAAGGAACAUAUCAAACGAAAGCAUCUCUUAAUCCAAUGCGAGCGUUGCUAUAAGAACUUCUCGGGGAAGGGGAAGGCCAUCGAAGAAAGCGUCGCUGAGCUGAAGACACAUCGCCAGCAGCCAGAGCCAUGUGCCGUAGGAAGCUCAGAAUCUAACUCAGGGAUAAAUAUGGAACAAUGGACGCUGCUCGACAGGAGCGGAGGCAAGAAAAGGAAAAAGAUUUCUGAAGUUGAGAAAUGGUUUAACAUUUGGGAGACGAUUUUUCCAGAAAAGCUUCGCCCGAGGCAUCCCUGGGCCGAGCGGACUACUCUAGGAAUGAAGUCGUUGCCAGUACCAGCAAAUACACAGCGUUUUACAAAUCUGUUCCAAAAAUUUCUCGACCACGGAAUCAUGUCUGGUAGUAUCCAAUUUAUCCAAGGGCAAGAGUUACUAAUGAAAAGCCGCCUGAACUCGUUGGCACAAAAGGCUUAUAAUCUCCACAUGGAUCUGGACGAUGCACCUUCCUUAGGGAAUUCUUCUUCCAGUGGCCAGACAGCAACUCAGAUCGCCAUGCCUACGACACCAGUCAUAAACAACCCAAACAUGGCCCAACGGCAUAUACCGGUCCCCAAGAUGAGCAGACAAAACAGCCAGCCGAUGCUUAUAAGGGAGCCUCAAGCCCAAUACCGCAUACUCCCGCCGCAGAUCCCCCCCGGAAUGACUUAUGGGCCGCAGAACUUCCCCGGCUACGGAGGCAAUCAACUGACGAGGGUUCCACCUAACCCCAUGCCCGGCCCCUCUCAAGCUUUAGUGUUAGACCAACCCGAAUUCCAUUGGUCUUACGGGAAUAUGAGCAAUAGCUGGCCUGGAUUCGAGUAUCUCCCGCAUAUGGAUGCCGAGAAUCCGGACCUAUCGUAUAUACAGCAAAACGAGCAAAGCUGA
Daldinia vernicosa is the source of this 2094-nucleotide messenger RNA. RefSeq lists its product as uncharacterized. The record is from RefSeq and is a predicted model, not a curated record. The transcript is spliced from 4 exons. The coding region runs from base 160 to 2094 and encodes 644 amino acids. NCBI's taxonomy places the organism in Eukaryota, Fungi, Ascomycota, Sordariomycetes, Xylariales, Hypoxylaceae.